Molecule: messenger RNA, 3988 nt
Organism: Mytilus trossulus (common blue mussel)
Lineage: Eukaryota; Metazoa; Mollusca; Bivalvia; Mytilida; Mytilidae
Product: toll-like receptor 3
Exons: 1
Coding region: 158-2680 (840 amino acids)
Biological process (GO): immune response; inflammatory response; toll-like receptor signaling pathway
Cellular component (GO): plasma membrane
Molecular function (GO): protein binding; transmembrane signaling receptor activity
Source: RefSeq, a predicted model, not a curated record
CUGUGGACAGAUACAAUUUUGACAUCUGAAUCAAUUUAAGCCACAACACAAAUGAUUCUGUGAUCUGUUCGUGGUCUUUUUUCAUGUGUGCGUGUAUUAAAUAUGGAAUUAUAACGAUAUAAGUUAAAUAUGUCUGGGUUUAAACACAAUUAUUAGGAUGUAUAACUGUAUUUGUCAUAUAGUGCCGGGCCUUUUCACGUUACUUAAUUUAGUAUAUACUCAAGACUGUAACAUUACAGUUCAUGAUCAUUUAUCAGAACAAGUGAAGAUAGCUGACUGCAGUAAAAGAGGUUUUAGCGAAGUUCCACAGUCACUCCCGCGUGAUAUCACCGUUCUGGAUCUUAGUGGAAACAAAUUUCGUCAUAUCAGUAAUUACUCUUUUGAAAAUUACAGUUUAUUGCACAAUUUAUCGUUGGCUAAAAACAAACUUCACAUUAUUGAGGAUCAUGCAUUUUAUGGAUUAAGCCGAUUGAUGGUUUUGAAUAUGAGUGAAAAUAUUUUGAACCUAAGAUAUGUCUAUACACCACAAAUGCUUUUGCCGUUGCAAAAUUUAAUUAAUCUGGAUAUACGACGGAAUAUUCCGAAUCAACCAACAGUGGAUUUAUACCAUUAUCCUGAUCAAGCUUUUGCAGUUUUAAAAAAGCUAGAAUUCUUAGCAUUAGAUAUGGCUCCAAAUCCGAUUUUCGGAAUAGGAUUUCAAGGGCUGAAAAAUCUGAAAUCGUUAACGUUUGAAUUUUGUUUUUUAAAAUAUCUUCGCGGAUAUACAUUUGAAAACUUUUCAUCGAAUCUAGACGAAUUGAAACUGACUAGAUGUCAUUUAAAUUUUUUGGAAGUUGAAAACAAUGCUCUUGUCCCUUUCCCUAAUAUUACCAAAAUACAUUUUGAAGAAUCAUGCAUGCAUCUGAUACGGGCUCUUAACAUGCUGUCGCCAUAUAAUGGUAAAACUAUUGAAAUAUUGAAUUUUCGAGGUCUUAACUGUCCUAUCUUCAAUAGUAAAGAAUAUCCGUUUGCGUUAACUAUCACUAGUGACAUGAUGAGAUAUCUGAAAACAAUUUGUGUAGAAGUUUUAGAUUUAUCAGACAACGGGAUAGUUGAUUUUGAUGAAAACUCGCUAUUGUUAUUUGAUCGAACAGAGUGUUUAAAACAUUUAUAUUUUAAAGGAAACAGGUUUGCGUUUGCUUAUGGAAGACAUAUGGAAGAGUUAAAAUCAUUUUUUAACAAAUCUGUUACAUUGAAAACAUUUGACUAUUCUUAUAUUCCAGUUCGGUUUAAGCUGAAAGAAAAAGAUUUUUAUCACCAAGGAAAAGACUAUCAUGUUUCUAACAGUUUAGUUUAUUUACCACGUUCUUUAGAAAAAUUAGCUAUGAGUAAUAUAAUAUGUGAAGAUAUAACUAGAAUAUUUUAUAUACGUCAAGGAAGCAAUUUGACGUAUCUUGAUAUAUCGUUCGGUUAUUCAAAUAAUGCUGUCCUGUUUGAAGUAAACGCAACAAACAAAGUUGAAACUUUAGUCCUAGAUGGUCAUUAUCACGUGACAUUGUACACAAUAGAGCUUGUUAAUUUUAUAAAUGUAAAAUAUCUUUUGUGGAGAAGUGCUAGGUUGUUUCAUAUAAUGCAUGCUCGUUCAGAUGAUAUGUUUUUUAAAAGAUUUAUAGCACUUUUUAGAAAAUUUGAAUACCUCAAUCAUUUGGAUAUGUCAGAUAAUAGUCUUUAUAUUUUACCAAAACAUUUAUUCCUUAAUAUUAAUCAUCUAUUAGAAUUAUCUUUGUCUAGGAAUUUAUUUCAGGCCAUUCCAAGAGAGAUAAUCUCUCAAAAGGAUAUUAAAAGCCUUGACCUUAGUAAAAACUUACUACCAACAGUGGAUUAUAAAACUCGUGUUUGGGCGGAUGCAAUGAAUCAGAAACAUGGUUUAUAUUUUCUUCUUGCUGACAAUGCAUUUGAAUGUAAUUGUGAUAAUUUGAAUUUCAUAAAGUGGAUACAAGAAACCAAAGUAAAUUUAGACAGCAGAUCAUACAAAUGUACACUUUUAAACGGUACUCUUAUAACCGUACUCGAAGCAUAUGCUCAGAUGCAUGAUUUGUUUUCCAGCUGUAGAAAUUCAAUAUGGCUGAUGGUUUCUUCCAUUUUGUUAGGAACAGGUUGUAUUGUGACUGUGCUACUUCUUAUAUACAGUAGACGAUGGAACAUAGCUAUAUUGUUUUACCGCAUAUUCCGAAAAAUUAUUGAAAAGAAAUACGGUAAAAAUUACGCUUUUGAUGUUUUUGUUUCAUAUGAAGGGGAUAGCAUACCUUGGAUAAAGAACUACUUCAUUCCAAAGUUAGAAGACGAAUGGAAACUUAAAAUAUGCGUAAAAGAUCGCGACUUUUACGUCGGACACUCAUUUUAUGAUGCAGAGGCAGAGAGCAUAGAAAACAGUAGACAUGUUAUAUUUUUACUAACUCCAAUAUUUAAAGACUCGCAAGACUGUCUGUUUGAAAUUGAUAGAGUGAAACAUGAAAUAAGUAUGCAGAACAUUGAAAAUGUCAUAGUCAUAUCUAAAGAUAUAACUUUAAAAGAUAUUCCUGAAGGGCUUACUCAUAUUUGGAAUUAUGUAUUAUUUAUCCAGUGGCCAGAAGACUGUCAUGAUCAUGACUUAACAUGGCAAAAAUUGAGAAAGUGGAUAUGCAAUGAUUUGCUCUAUUAGAUUGUAUGAUACUAUUAUUAUUUAGUUAGAACGACAGGUGUCUCUUAAAAAUUGAAAGGAACACUUUUAUAAAUUUAAAAUCAUGAAGGUUCAAAAAUUUCUUUGGUGUUAAUGUCCUUGAUCUGUAUAAGGUUUCAUGAUUCCUUUAAAAAAAACAUGUUAUUUAGUUUCUUUUACAACUUAAAAUUUAUUCAUACCAUGCUUUUUAUGUGAAAUUGGAAAAGUUUUAUCUUGUAACACUUCCUUGUGUAUUUCCCCAACUAUGAUAUAUUUUAUAAUUUAAAAUCAUGUUUGUACUCAUUAGCUACUGAUAUUUUUAAAGAAUUGAAUGCUUCUUUUUGUAACUGCAUUGGGGUGUAAAAGCGUUGACCCAAGUCCAUUUAUGUUUGAUGCGCGUAAGCGCUUCAUUCUAAAAAUGUGCGCACAUUCUGAGGCGUACAAAAAUUCUUAGUAUUUCUAAUAUUAAAGAUUUACACAAGAAAAGGCAUAUGACGUCUUUUCAGAUUGUGCAAAAAACUAGAUCAACAUUUGGCGGAUUUUUUUUUUCACAUUGAGAGUUAUGACCAUAAAAGAAAGAGGUUCAACAACUUGUGAACAUUGAUUAUCACUCUCGUUAUUUAAUGUGGUUUGGGUGUCUUUCGCUAUCUUCCAUUGUGAAAAACAGAGAAUCUAAGGUUGAUGUUCAAUCAAGUUCGCAAAAAUUGAUGCAGGAAUGCAGUUAAUAAAUGUGAAUUUGCAUUUAAAAGAACAAAUUUAUUAGCUUAUAACUUAUAAAUAUUAAUAUUUUUACAAGUGUGAAUAAAUUUAGCUUGAUUUUUACUGGUUUUUUUUGUAUUGGAAUUUAAAGGGGAGGUAUCUCUGAAAUAGUGCAUUUUCUAAAGGAAUCUACAUGGAAUUUUGCUAUUUUGAAUUCUAGCCGGGAGAAAACGUUUACUCUCAAUAUUGAAAGAUCAUUAUAACAUUUUUUUUCUCGCAUUGUCAAAAAUGAAUAAGAAAUAAAAAUAGCACAAUAUCAAAAUUUAUAAAACAAUAUAAUACAACAUUGUCCCUGAAUUUGUUUGUCCUGUAGUUUUGUGGCUUUGAAAUACAUUCAACGUUGUUGCUAUCGUUAUUUCAGUACCUGUUGCUUGUAACAACAUCGCGACAUUUAUUGAAGGCAUAUAAAGAAAAGCGUUUCGAACGAUUGAAAUUGUUUAAAUUGUUGUUUUGUUCAUUGACGGCAGGGGUAGGGAGAACGUAUUUUAUAAAUUAUGAUUUGAAUCUUAAUUUGUGAUCUUUUUUUUUUUGGUCUUCAUGAAAGUGCAUGAA